Lodderomyces elongisporus is the source of this 4098-nucleotide messenger RNA. RefSeq lists its product as uncharacterized. NCBI's taxonomy places the organism in Eukaryota, Fungi, Ascomycota, Pichiomycetes, Serinales, Debaryomycetaceae. The transcript has a single exon. Bases 1 to 4098 code for a protein of 1365 amino acids. The record is from RefSeq and is a predicted model, not a curated record.
AUGAAUAAGAAAGAAUUGGAUGGUAAUAGUGCUGAUCUUCUUGCAACAUCAAAUCACGUCUUUGAAAAUAAAGAUGAUGAUCGUAAAGAUGACAGCAAUUGUAGAAUUGAUAAAGACAAAGACAAAUCAGAGAAUAAAAUGAGUCAAGUAUCUUCACCAAUGCAAUUCCCAUUACAACCACAAUUGCAAUCGCAUUCGCAACCUAAUCUUCCCACAAUAAUCAGCAAACAAAGUGUCGUAACCAACAAAGAAUACAAUAGCCACCCAAACCAAAGUCCAACUUGUUUGCCACCAUAUCUUAGCACACAACUGCAACAAUACAAACAAAAUCAAAAGCCAGACUCAAAACCAGAAUCAAAACCAGAAUCAAAAUCAAAAUCAAAAUCAGAACCAGAUUUAUUAGAGUUGUCACAAUCAAGCUCCAAUUUUAACACUCCUCGCGGAACAAGUAUUAUCCAUAAGGAGAACACGCCAUCGAAUGAUAAACAAAACCAGCAACAUGGCAAUGAACAAAAAAUUGCCAAUUUAUCUUUACCGUUACCAUUACCUCUACCUAGCACUGACAAUGAAAGGUGGAGUCACAACAGGCGUCAUAGUCGCACAACUAUAGAAGAAUCACUCUUGAGUAAAUUUGAUUCCGAAGUCCUAAGCAAUAGCGAAGCAACAAAGACUCUCAACAAACUUCGAGUCGAGACUAGGGAAAAAUAUUUGUACCAAAUUCGUCGAUAUGUUAGAUUCUGUGCAAAUAAGGGCAUGGACAAUUUUUUUGUUACUUUAGAGUUGGCAAAGGAGCUCGUUGAACAGGAACUGCAUAGAAAAGGGGGGAUAAAAAUUAAUACUAUAAAAAGUAUAAGAAGCCCCAUUGCCAAACUUUAUCAAAUGAAUAAAAUUGUAUAUGGAGCUUUACAACCUGACACAAUCCUAGGCGAUCAGUUCAUUAAAGAAACAAUGACUACGCAAAAUAUCAAUGAGCAACUUGGCAAACAUUCCCACCUGCAACCUAACACAAUGGGAUCAAACAUUACACCCUCUUCAGCUUCUGGAUCUUCUGGAUCUUCUGGAUCUUCUGGAACAUCUGUAACAUCAGGGGUGUCGGGAGCUUCUCGUAGCUCUGAUGGAUCCAUUAGACCUACUGAAGCUACUGAAAAAGCUGUGGCUACUGGAGCUCUUGGAACUGGACAAAUAAAUUUAGGAGAUGGUUGUGAACACAACACUACUACAACGACAAAUACAACUACAACUACAACUCCUAGCACAAAUAGUGGAAGUCUAUUAAGUUUACAACAAGUAAGUCAAGCCAAUAUAAAGAAACUAGAACCCAAUUCUUUGCAACGUAUUAGUGGAGAAAAACCUCUGUCACAAGACACCUCUGUUUCACCACCAAAAAAUCCCGUGUUUAGUCGCAUCGGAGACACUAUAAUUUAUUCAGGGGCUGGACAACUUAAAUCAUCAUCUUCUUCCAGUAUAGUCAACACCGGCACCAAAUAUUUUAGAUUGAGCGAAAAUUCAAAACAUAGAUUAACAGAAAAUGAGGAAAAAUUACUACGCAAGUUUGACGACGAGGUGUUGGAAAGUAUCAAGACCCAAGAUAUAUUACUAAACUUGACGGAAAACACUUUCAAGUCCUAUGCAACUGAUAUCAAAAGAUUCAUCAAGUUUUGUGCCAAAAAGGGAAAAACAGACUUUCUUAUAGAUGAACAGAUCCUUACCAGGUUUCUUGUUUUUGAAACAGGGAAAAAUAAAAAAAAUAGAUUGAAGAAUAUUAGAACCAGUUUGUUAAAAUUGCACCAAUUGAACUGUCUUGCUUACGAUUUGGAAUUCUCUGAAGGUAACAUUGUUUUGGUGAUGAAUCGGUUUUUGGAUAACAAUCAAACUCAUGCUCACAACCAAAACUACUCUUAUGGAAAUCCUCAUUUUCCUGCACCUCUUUCCACUCCACCACCAAAAACACUAAAACCACUACCGCCGCCACCGCCACCACAACUCCCACCUUCUUGUUCUUCUCAUUACCUUCAUCUUGCUCAUCAAAACGCCUCAUCAAAUGAACUGCUGCUGCUUCAACAACUCCAAGAUUUGUAUGCAAUGGAGGAUUCUGAUGAUGAUCAAUUGGUUGUUAAGCUUAAAGGUUUUUACCAAACUUCAAAUGUGUUAAGCGGCUUGUCUGAAACAAGCAAAAAAUUGUAUGCAAAUGAGUUUAACCGCUAUGCAUUGUUUUGUUCUAAAAUUGGUUUGGAUCAUUUCGACUUGACUGGGGGAUUGAUCAAACGAUUUUUUAUUGAAGAAGUGAUUGCAAGAUCUCCAAAAAUCACAAGCAAAAAGCUUCAAGAGAUAUUGAGUCGUCUUAACCGAUUGCACGCAUUAAAUGUGGAAUUGAAAGUUUCUCAAUCUGACACGAUUGAAGGUAUAGAGCAGGUAAAAAGUUUUCUCCGUGAAUACAAUGGAAAAGGAAAUGAAAAAGAAAAAGGAAAAGGGGACGGAAAUGAGAAAGAAAAUGAAAAUGAAGAUGAAAAUGAAAAUGAAAAUGAAAACGAAAAUAAAGACAAUGAUAAAAUCAUUCAAAAACAAACCUUAUUUCAAGAGUGUGAUCCCGCUGUAAAGCCACAACCGCCAACUGAAGCAGCGGUAGCAAAAAUUGGUGGUUCUCCGAAAAAGACAGCAAGUUCAACUUCAUCAAUGAUAACAGCAUUGCCUUCCAAUGUUGCUGCUACCACAGCGGAUUCAACCUCCAGUGUAAAAGAAAAAGAAGGAAACGGAGGUGGAAAAGCAAGUAGCUCCAGCACAGAUGGAAAUGGUGCAGAUACCCUUUCAGGUGCAUCAUCUUCUGGAUCAUCUGGCGCGGGAUUGCCUCAAUUGCAUUUCACCAACGACAAUAUUGGUGGUGGUGCUGUUGGCUCGCUGUCCUCGGAGCAAACAAGUGGUGCUGAAGCUCGAACCACCUUAUCCAAGACACCCUCUUCGUCAAAAAAACACCAACAAAAACACAACCAAAAAGUUCAAGCCAGCAGUGCCGAUGGCGGUAAUGCCGCUCGUAAAAGCAAAUUUGCAUUCCACUCGUAUAGCUCAAGACCAGAUGUGUUUGAGUCUUCAAGAGGAAGUGGUAGUAGUGGAGUACACACUGAUGGAAAUGAACAAGCAACAAAUGAGCUAGGCCCAAAAGAUAAUAUACUUGAAGGUGUUGAAUUUCAACCGGUAGUAGGAAGUUCAAAGGACCAUCUGCAAGUACAUCAACACAAUCAGCCACGUAUAUCCACAAAGAAAGCAAUAAAAAACUACAAUGAUGAUAUUGUGCAAGCAGGUGUACCAAUGACUGCUAUUUAUGGCAACCAAAUAGAUCGAAGCCAUGCUCAUGGCUGUAAAGACUAUCUGGACAAAAUUAGUAGAAACACCAACGACAGUAAUAGUGACAAAGACGAGAGCAAUAACAGCAUAAAUGACAGUAAACAUAACAGUGAUAAUGACAGCGAUAAUGACAACGACAUUGAUAAACCUCAUGUUAUCGCUACUACUAGAGCCAAAGAAUCACAAUAUCUAUCGCUGCCUUUAAAAGAAGGAGAUAAUUCACAACAUGCCUCUUCAUCAUCAGCAAAACGACAAAAAGUUGGUGAGAGACUACCUGAAACCAAUGACUCAAUCCCCAAGUUCGUCAUGAAUAGACAUUUGGAUUCCAUCACGCAAUUGGUUGAGGAAUGGACCUUGAUUGUGAAGCGUAAACAAAAGUACGACCUAGGCUGGAUCAAAAGCUUGAUUGAUUAUCAAAUCUAUAACAACCGAAAACUAAUCAUGGACUUGAUUGUGGAGUUGUUACCGGUAUUAGAUGAAAGACAUGUAGGGGUGAAAUUGGAUGAAAUGAAUUAUUUCAGCGGAAACGGAAAUGGCAAUAGCACGGGCAGUAGUACUGGAAAUAGUAAUGAGAGCGCAAAUAGUAACAGCUCAGAACUUCAUGACGAUGUGUUUGAAAUAGCACAAAUCUUUGACCAAUACCUUGAUAGAAAGAGAUUGACGUUGGAGGGAUUGGUGAAAAAGAUUGAGACCUAUCCCGUUUACAUCAAACGGGAAUUUUCCAGAAUCUUGACCAGACGCAAAAGGAACAUCAACUGA